Molecule: messenger RNA, 549 nt
Organism: Emiliania huxleyi CCMP1516
Lineage: Eukaryota; Haptophyta; Isochrysidales; Noelaerhabdaceae
Exons: 1
Coding region: 1-549 (182 amino acids)
Molecular function (GO): metal ion binding
Source: RefSeq, a predicted model, not a curated record
AUGCUCGGUGCUCUCGGCGUCGAUCGCCGCCCGGCGACUAUCUCCACCAUCUCCGUGCCGGGCAUGAUGUGCGGCGGCUGCGCUUCGGCCGUCACCUCUGCCCUCUCGCUCCCUGGCGUGGUCGAUUGCAGCGUCGACCUCGCCGCAAAGCGGGUGUUCGUAAUGGCGCACGCAGACGGCCCAGCCUCCGAGGAGCUGAUCACCGCCCUGGAGGCGAGCGGAAAGGAGGCGACGCUCAUCUCGCGCACAGAGAUCUCGCCGCUGCGCGUGUGGGCCGGCCAGCACUGGCACCUCCUCGUUGUGGCGACUGCGCUCGUGCCGCCGUCUCUCGCCCUCAUGCUGCGCGGCGGCGGUGGUGGCGCCGCCAGCGGAACAGGCGGCGACGCGGCAGGCGGCUCGCUGCGUGCCUCGCUCAUCGACUGCACCAACAACCUCGUCGCUUCUCGCGCCGCACCGCUCGCGCAGAGGCUGCUGGAUCUGUUUCGCAAGGUCUCGGUGCCACUCAUGCGCCAGCUGCCCGUCGCCUCGUCCACCUCUCAAAGCCAAUAG